Messenger RNA from Xenopus laevis (African clawed frog), 2051 nucleotides. Its product is annotated as E3 ubiquitin/ISG15 ligase TRIM25. The record is from RefSeq and is a predicted model, not a curated record. The coding region runs from base 35 to 1624 and encodes 529 amino acids. The transcript has a single exon. NCBI's taxonomy places the organism in Eukaryota, Metazoa, Chordata, Amphibia, Anura, Pipidae.
AGUUCAGUUUCGUUUCUUGUUCCUGAUUUCAGUGAUGGCGGCUGCUGAUCUGAGAGACGAGCUGAGCUGCUCCAUCUGCCUGAGCAUUUAUACUGAUCCUGUAUCCCUGCCGUGUGGCCAUAACUUCUGCCGGGGCUGUAUUGGGACAACAUGGGACACCCAGGAGGGAUCUGGGGCUUAUUCCUGCCCUGAAUGUAGAGCAGAGUAUCAGGAGCGCCCUGCCCUGUACAGGAACAGAACUCUGGGUAACAUCGCAGAGAGAUUCCUUCCAACUGAGACAGAGCCGGGGGAGACUGGGAUCUUCUGCACCUACUGUGUCCUCUCUCCUGUACCUGCUGCUAAAUCCUGUCUCCUGUGUGAGGCUUCUCUGUGUGAUACCCACCUGAGGGGGCACAGCAAGUCAGCAGAACAUGUACUGACCCAACCCACCGACUCCUUUAUGGGGAGAAAAUGUUCUGUACAUCACAAGGUUCUGGAGUAUUACUGCUGUGAGGAGUCUGUCUGUGUCUGUGUGUCCUGCUGUCUGGCCGGAGAGCACAGGGGCCACAGGGUGGAGCUGCUGAGUGAGGCCUCUGAGAAGAAGAAAGAGAAACUGAGGAAAGUUCUGGAGGAACUGAGGCCAGAGAGAGAGGAGACUGAGAGAGGAGCCCAGAGACUGCAGGAGCGCAGGAGAGAAGUGGCAGAAAAAGCAGCCGGUGAGACAGAGAGAGUCACUGCCCUGUUUAGAGACAUCAGGGAACAGCUGGAAGCCCUAGAGAAGAGACUCCUGAGUGACAUCUCCAGCCAGAAAGAGAAGCUCUCACUCACACUCACUGAUCUGAUGGAGCAGCUGGAAAUAAAGAAGGACGAGCUGUCCAGGAAGAUCCGUCACAUUGAGGAGCUGUGCAACAUGGCAGAUCCACUCACUGUCCUACAGGAACGGGAAUCACAUGGAGCUGCAGAUAAUGAGGGGGGCAGAGAGAGACAUGAUAUAAAGGUCCCUGCUGUAGGGGAUCUGGAUGUGGAUCUGAUCUCAGAGACAUUACUCACAGGCUUAGCUGCCAUUGGGACUGGGGUAAAGGGAAGGAUCUAUGGGCAGGAGGCUACAGACCUGUUACUGGAUAUAAACACGGCUCAUAAUCUUGUAUCUGUAUCAGGGGACAGGAAAUCUGCUUCCUACUCACUCACAGACCAGUGUCACCCACAAACCCCAGAGAGAUUUCAGGAUUAUGCUCAGACUUUAAGCAGCAGGAGUUUCCCCUCAGGGCGACAUUACUGGGAAGUGGAGGGCAGUGAAUCAGGGGGCUGGAGGGUAGGGGUGGCCUAUCCCAGUAUAGAGAGGAGAGGGGAUCAGUCCUGGAGUGGGAAUAAUAACAAGUCCUGGUGUUUGUGCAGAUGGUAUAAUAAUAAAUAUACAGUGAGACAUGACAGUAAAUACACAAAGUUACCCCACGUCCCUUCCUGCAGGAGAAUCAGGAUCUCAUUGGACUAUGAGGCCGGACGUCUGUCCUUUUAUGAGCUGAGUGAGCCAAUCAGACACUUACACACCUUCACUGCCACAUUCACUGAGCCCCUUCAUGCUGCAUUCUGGGUAUGGGGGGAUGAUGAUGAUGAUGAUGGUGCCUGGGUGAGAAUCAUUAGUUAGGGAACUGCCUGGCAUUAAACCCAUUGCCAGAGUGAUGGCAGCAGUGUCAGACUGGGACACCAGGGGCCCACCAUAAAGACCAGGGGCCACUCUCAGUACUAUUAUUCUUCAUCUCCUCAAUUAACCCCUAUUCUCCUAUUCAGCGCCAGGCAAACCCGGGUAGGCACCCUAGGCUGCCUGGCCGGGCAUAAUGCCAACAGACACGCAUGCGCAGAAAUACUGGAUGCUCGCAUGCGAGAAAAAACUGAAUGCGCACAUGCGCGAAAAGCCAACGCAGGUAUUCACAAAAAUAAGAAGCCGCAAAGAACAGUGUGCAUGUGCUAAAAAGCACACACACGCCAGAUUCACCUGCAAGCGAGGACCGGACUAGGGGGUAUGAGAAGCAGAGAAGGCGCGUGCCUGGCGCCCCCCCAGCUUUGCACCCUAG